AUGGAACUAACAGACACAUCCGAUGACAUUGAUCAAUUGGACGUCGAGACAGCCGAAGAUCAGCGAAAGUCGUUCCAACCACAGAAGAACAUCGAAGAUAUUGAACAUCCAGAUGAGGAAGAUGAUGAUGAGGUCCCUUCGCACGAGAUUCACACCGGCGACGACAGUGUAGCCAAAAACGACGACAAACCAGAGCCGGAGAACAGUCGGCAGUUCGACGGUCUCAGCGCCCUCCAAUCGCAAUUGAGUCAACCGAACUUGAAAUUUCAUGAAAUGUUCGAAACACAACGGAAACUCUACAAUAACAUUAUCGAACAGCAAAAGAAAUUCUUUCCGCCACCACCGCCUCACCAGCAAGCGUCAGUGGAAAUUGCGCCUGAAAAGGCUCGAGCCAGAGACUUUACGCAGCUGGCACAAACACUCAAGAACGAAAUCAUCGACUCGCUGUCUGGAUCGAUCGAUAAGGUCCUGAAGGAAUGGGCAGCUAACGAGAUGGCUCGCCUUCAACAAGAAGCGGCUCGACCAGCCAUGCCGCCAUGUUCAACACGUUGUUCCCGGCGCCAAAUCCGCUGGCGGCACAUUUUGGCCUCAAUCCGCACAGUAAGUAGCGUUAUAUAG
Ostertagia ostertagi is the source of this 618-nucleotide messenger RNA. Lineage: Eukaryota; Metazoa; Nematoda; Chromadorea; Rhabditida; Trichostrongylidae. The record is from the annotation of a GenBank genome assembly.